Anarrhichthys ocellatus (wolf-eel) is the source of this 10299-nucleotide messenger RNA. RefSeq names its product centrosomal protein 290 (gene cep290). Gene Ontology annotation, cellular component: ciliary transition zone; centriolar satellite. Lineage: Eukaryota; Metazoa; Chordata; Actinopteri; Perciformes; Anarhichadidae. Gene Ontology annotation, biological process: ciliary transition zone assembly; kidney development; camera-type eye development. The record is from RefSeq and is a predicted model, not a curated record. Bases 693 to 7985 code for a protein of 2430 amino acids. The transcript is spliced from 51 exons.
CGCGCAAGUUAAAAACGUUAUUAGCCAAGACGGACUCGGUGCGUUUCGAUAAAACGCAAUACAAAGUUGUUAAAGUACGACUUACAAAUGCCGUGUUGUAACGUUGUAUCCGUCGUAGCUGUAGAGUUUGGUUAAUAUCCCUGAAAAGGCUCCACUCAUCGUUUUUUACUAGCUUUAUUAUUCCUUGUGCACUAGCUUAAUUAACUUGCUAGUUAGCAUACCAAGUCACUGCUGGUGUUGUCAACGGUAACCUAGCAGCCGAAGCGUCACAUCAUGGAAACCUCAGGAUCACUUGAAAUGUUAGCCUGUAUUUUCAAUCAGGGACAUGUUAAAUGAUGUUAGAUAACUAACGUUACACACUUUUGGUUUAAGCAUUUAACUACCAUACAUCACAACGUCUAGCUAGCUAAUUCAUGAACACGAGUUUCUUGUAACGUUAGCAGUUUGUGGACAAACAUUAGAUUAAAACGCUCCCUUAACAUCGUCACAAAUGUAACUUCCGCUAGUGAACUAACUAUCUAAACUUAUUUAAGUGAGAAACAAUAAGGCUUAUGUUGAGGACCACAGCAAUGUUUAGCCACAGCUUCCUAACUACAAUGAGAUAACUAGCUAACGUUAGUUUUCACUUAUUAGUUUAGCUAACAUUAGCUAGUCGUCUGCUAAUUCCCUGCUUGGAUCUUUACAAACGCGCUAUGGCCAAGAUGCCUGCUGCUCUUCAGUGGGACAAAGUGACAAGGAUCGACCCAGCCAGCCUCCUUGAUUUUGAAAAAAACCAAUUGGAUGAGGUCAUCGACAUGCUUGUUUUGACAACAGAAUGGGAGGUGAAGGAUAAAGCUCCAGAGAAGAUUAUUCAAGUCCUCAGAUUGUUUCAGACCAUGUUGAAGAUCAAAGACAGAGAAGCUGCUUUUGGCUCUGACCUUCUUGAUCAAGCUGGAGAAAAACAUGGUAAAAUUGAAAAUGAACUCCUCGCCAAGGUGUCGAGGCUGGAACAAGACCUCAAGCAGUCCAGCAAAGGGCCAGACACCCGUUUUCUGAGGGAUGAGAUUCGGCAGCUCGAGGCCCAGCUGGAGCAGAGGGAGAAAGAGUUGACCCAGUUAAAGAAAGAAAUGGGCAAGGAAAAGCAAACCAUCGAGGAGUUGGUCGUCCGAGCGGAGGAGGUUGAGGAUGUGGCCAAGAAGCUGAAAAGAGAGAACGAGCAGCUCCAGCAGGAUGUGGACUUCUACCGCGGAGAGCUGGACCAGAAGGAGCCGCUCGCAUCCAGAGACGAGAACGCUGAGACCCAGAGGAAGCUCAACUCGGCCAACCGACAGCUCUACCAGUACUUGGAGGACCUUCAGCGAGCCGAGGAUGAAAACGCACACCUGAAGACACAGAACGAGCAGAUGCAGAAGAGUCUGGAGGAGUCGGUGAGGGAGAUGGAGAAGAUGACAGACGAGUACAACAAGAUGAAGAUCGUUAUACAGCAGACGGACUCCAUUAUGGACCAGCUCAGGAAAGAGAGGGAUCACGCAAAGCUGCAAGUCAGAGAGCUAACGGAUAAGAUUCAUAGUGUGACUGAAGAGGAUGACACAAUUAUGGCAGCAGUCAACGCCAAAGUGGAGGAGUGGAAGAGAGUGCUCUUUGGGAAGGACGAUGAAAUUCUGGUGUACCAGCAGAUGAUCCGUGACCAGAGGGAGAAGCUGCGUUCAGCCCAGUUGGACUUGGACAAAAGCAACAUUAUUGCCUUGCAGCAGGCCGUCCAGGAGAGAGAUAUUCAGAUCAAGAUACUGAGUGAGCAGGUGGAGCAGUACACAGGGGAAAUGGAGAAGCACACCCUGCUCAUCGAGGAGCUAAAGACGUCCACAAGGAAAGACAAAGGCCUUCCAUCGUCCGUGCAGCAGAGAAAGAUGGAAGAGCUGAAGUCCAAGCUGGAGGCUGCAGAGCUGAGAGCAGUGGAAGCAGCGUGGGUGGUAAAGCUUGCAGAAGCUCACGCUGAAGAGAAAGACAAAGCACUCAUUGAGGCCUCAAACCGCUUGAGCCAGUAUGAGUCUGGCACGUAUGGCCUGGAAGCAGCCAUCGCAGAGAUCAAAGAAUGUAAAAAUCAGAUUAAAGUGAGAGACAUUGAGGCAGAGGCCUUGACCAAAGAGAUCAACCAGCUUGAGAUGAGAAUCAAUGACUUCAUGGACGAAAACGAGGAUUUCCGAGAAAAACUAGGUCUGGAACCAAAGACGGAAGUGGAUCUCACAGCGUUCAGGCGAGCAAAAGAUCUCAGGCAGCGGCAGUACAAAGCGGAAAACCAAGUCCUCACCAAAGAGAUUGAACGACUUGAAGAAGAGAGACUGGAGCUGAAGAAACAAGUCAGACGCAUGGUGACGGAAAGAGGGAUCCCACAGUCCAGCCUGCUGCUGGAGGAGGACAUCAGGCCCGGCAGGACUGUGCAGCUGAAGCAAAGCAGCACUUACACAGAUGAAGAGGUCCGACGCAAAAAUGAGUACCUGGAACAAGAGCUGAGCAGUAAGGAGAGAGAGCUGGACCUUCACAAGACCCAGUUCCACAUCAAAUUGGAAGAACUGUCAAAAGUGAAGAGAGACCUGGAGGCUGCGCUGAAAGACGUGCUCCAUGCCAUGAGGACUAAUCAGGAAACCACUCCAUCUGCCAUCGAUAUUCCCAGUCUGGAACGCUUGGCUCAUGCUAUAGAUGUCAGCAGCAUGAGCGGGCAGUCUGAGUCAUCCCCGCACCUCAACUCCCAAAUACAUCAGCUGGUUGGGAGAAACCAAGAACUAAGGCAGGAACUGAAAUCGGCCCGGGAGGAAGCAACCAGCAGUUUCAGUCAGCUCGCCAGAGCCAAAGAAAAGGUGAGCCAGCUGGAAGGUGAGUUGGAGUUGUUAAGGAGGUCGGGCAACCAGGGAGUUGUCCUCCGACCUCUGACCCUCCCCGAGGGUCUGGGGCCCAGCAGCACUGAGGUCAUCAGUUCUCUGAACGAGUAUGCCAUUGGACUUCUUCAGGAGCUCAAAAACAAGGAGGAAGAAAGCAAGAAACUCUCAGGAACACUGGAGGAAUACAAGGAGAAGUUUUCUGUUAUCAGCCACCAACAGGGACUCCUCUAUAAAGAAUACCUGAGUGAGAAGGCGGAGUGGCAGAAGGAGAAAGAGACAUUUACAGAGUUGAAGAAAAACCUGGAGGAGCAAAAUCAGGUGGACGCUGUUAAAAUCCAGGAAUUCAACGAGCUGCUGGACACCCUUCGGAAGGACCCCGAGGAAGUCAGGAGAUCGUUGAGCGAAGCGUUGCGCAAGUCGACGGUUCUGAAGGUUAAUGAGACGAAACUGACACGGCGCUACGUCACCCUGCUGGAGCAAGAGCAGCACCUCCGCAAGGAGAACAGCAAGCUGAGGGACGAGAGCAGCCUCAUGCAGGCCUCUGUCACCCAGAGGAUAGGCUACCUGCAGAGAUACAAGGAAAUGGCUGCAUAUAAGAUAGCAGCACUGCAGAAGGCCUUGGAUGAUAGUGUGCCCUCAUCAGACCUGGAGAGGGCGAACAAACAGUACACAGAGCUAACAGUCAAAUACAGAGACAUGCUGCAGAGGGACAGCCGCCUGAUACAGAGAACCACCAACCUGGAACAUCUGCAGAGGGAGAAUGAGUCUUUUCGGGAGCAAAUCUCAGCCAUGAAUAAAGAACUGGAGAUCACGAAGGAGAAACUGAACACUUUAGAACAAGCAUGGACCAACAUCAAUGCAAUUGGAGGUGAGAAUAACAUGGACAAGGCGGACAAGGCGUUGGCCAACAAAGAGAUGGUAUCUGCGGCCAGGCGCAUCACCACUCUAGAGAUGAAGGAGCUGAAUGAGAGGCAGAGAGCCGAGCAUGCACACACAAUGUAUGAGCACAUGAGGAACUCCCUUCGGCAGGUGGAAGAACGCAACAUAGAGCUGGAGUCCAAGUUUGCAGAGCUGACCAAGAUGAACGUAGAGGCCCAGAGGGUGGAGCGAGAGCUGAGAGACGGGCUGGCCGACAGCAUCAGCAAAGCGGUGAGCGACGCUGACAGAGCGAGGAUCGCAGAGCUGGAGAAGGCCGAGGCUGAACUCCGCAUUGAGGUUUCUAAGCUCCAAGAGGUGUCUGAUGUGGCCAUGAUGCAGGCGUCUGCUCUGCAGGCCAGACAACAGUCCAAAGAGAAGGAAGUGGAUGCUUUGAGGAGACAAAUACUGGACUACCAGUCACAGUCAGAUGAGAAGGCCCUCAUUGCGAAGCUCCACCAGCACAUUGUGGCUCUGCAGCUCAGCGAGUCAGCUUCUUUGGCCAAGCUGGAGGCUGCCACCUCUCACAUCCAGCAGCUGGAGGCCUGCAGGCUGCGUGCUGAGCAGCGGCUAGAUGCCAGUGAGCGCACUCUGUUCCUCGCCCGCCAGGAGGGCAGGAAUCGCUCCAAGCACCUACGGCAGACCGUCCAGUCGCUGCGUCGGCAGUUUGCCGGAGCGCUGCCGCUUCCCCAGCAGGAAAAGUUCUCUGUGGCCAUGGUGAGCCUCCAAGAGGACAGAGCAAAAGCCCAGGAGGAGAAGAGGAAGGCUGAGGAGGAGAGGAGGAGGGCUGAGGGCAGGGCAGAAGAACUGGACCUGAGACUCCGAGGCCUGGAGGAGCUCAUCUCAACACUGAAGGACGUGAAAGGGGCCCAAAAGGUGACUGAGUGGCACAAGAAGAUGGAAGAAGCUCGUCUGCAGGAGCUGAGGAAAGGCAGGGAGCUGGUGGUCCAGAAGGAGGAGAUCAGGUACCUGAAGAACCUGGUGGAGGAGCAGGAGCGAACCGUCUGCUCGCUGGAAGAGGAUGUCGUGCAGCAAAACACGCUUCAAGAAGAACACCAGCUGGCUUAUGAUCAGCGAGAGGUGGAGCUGGAGCAUCAGCUGGACCAGUACGAGAAGCACCAGAGUGAAAUUCUAAGCGGUUCGGAAAAGUAUGAAGAUGGUACAGGAUCCCUACCAGACCCGAGUCUACCUCUUGCUCAUCAGUUAGAGUUUGCUCUGGGUAAAAUCAGGGAGCACGUCCGCACCAUCUUGGACACACAGGCCACCUGCAACAAUCUGGAUGAGAAGUUGAAAGAGAAAGAAGCAGCUCUGUGGAAGGCAGAGCAGAACAUUGUGUCCCGGGAUAAAAUGAUCAAUGAGCUGCGUCUGCGGCUCCCAGCUGCUGCCAGCAGAGAACGCCUGCUAGCUGACCUUGCUAAGCAUGAAGAGGGCCAGCUAGACUACCAACCCGCCAUCAAGCUAGCUCAACAGACCAUCAAAGACCUCCAGGAUCGACUCAACAAAAAAGAGGACGUGCUAAAGAAAUACCACAACCAGUUGGCUCAAGCCAGACAGGAUCAGGAGGAGAUGAUAAAGAGACACCAGGAGGAGCUGAGAAUGUUGCAUCAGAAGUUGGACUUGCACACGGACACCUCCCUGGACCGCUUCAAACAGACAGCCAUGGAACUGAUGAAGAAGCCCAUUAUCAGGGUGCCAACCACCAAGCAUCUGGAGCAUCUGGCUGAGUUGGAGCAGACUGUGGCUGAACAGGACAUCUCGCUCUCCUCCAUCACAGAGAAGCUGAAGCUGGCCACUGCUGAGCUGCAGCGACAGAGGACCGCCAUGGACACGCUGGCUAAGAAACACGCUGACGAGAUGUCAAAGCUGGAGGAGUAUCACGCUGCCCAGGUGAAAGCGCUGACUGGUGAGACUGAGGACCAGACGAGCCACAUGGCCCAGAUGGAGAAGGAGAUGAACUACCUCCGAACGGAGCUGGCGGCCCAGAAGGAGGCCAACGUCCGCUCCCCCAGCAACACCAUGAAAAACCUGGUGGAACGGCUGAAAGCACAGCUCACCCAGAAGGAGAAGCAGCUCAAGGCUCUCAGUAAGGCUCUGUUGGAGCUGCGGGCAGAGAUGACGGCCGCUGCAGAGCAGCAAGUCAUAGCCAGCGCUGCACAGAAAGAGGAGAGUCUCAAUGUACAGGUGUUGGUUGACAGACACACCAAAGAGCUGAAGGUGCAAGUGCAAGAACUUAAUGAGGAACUUCAAGCUGCAAAGGACUUUGCCAAAGCAGCCAGAGGCCGGGAGCACACCCUGAAGGAGGAAGUGGACGGCCUGAACCAGGACCUCCAGAGGAGUCUGAAGAACCAGAGACGCAUGCAGGCUGAAAAGGAGGAGAGAGAGCAGGAGAUCCAGGAGCUCAAGCAGCAAGUCAAGAGGCUCAGCAGCGCCCUUCAGAAUCAACCAGAAUCAGAUGGGAAGGGGUCAGCCGUCGAGAAUCUGCAGAAGAAGAUCAAGCGUCUCGAGUCUGACUUGGAGAAAAGAGCAGAAAUGAAAAAUGUUGAGGAUGAUCAUAAAAAGACCAAAGGAGAAAUUGUGCGUUGGGAGGAGGGUAAGAAAUGGCAGGCCAAGAUGGAAAAGGUGAGGAAUUCACUGAAGGAGAAGGAACGAGAGAAUGAAUCCCUGUCGAAACAGCUCAGCACUCUGAAAGACCUCUACGCCAGACUGGAACAAGAGAAGAGUUUACUGCAGAAGAAGCUGAAGGGUCGAGGUGUGACUGCCGAUCAGGUGGUGGGAGUGCGAUCCACCGAAAUGGAGAAGGAGACGGAAGAGUUGAGGAAGAAGAACUCUGACCUGGAAACACAGAUCCUCACCAUAAAACAGCACCAGGCUUUACCUCGUGAUGACGCCAUGGAGACUGUGACCCUGAGGAACCGCUACCUGGAAGAGAGACUCCGCUGCGUAGAGAGCCAGAUGUCCAAAGAGCCACCAUCACGACCCUCUACUUCAGGCCGAGGCACCGGCACUCCCUCACAGAGGGAUCAGGACUUCCAAAAGGAAAACCUCAAACUGGCCUCUGAGAACCUGGAGCUGCGCUUUCAGCUGGAGCAGACCAACAAAGACCUGCCAAGACUCAAGAAUCAAGUUGCAGACCUGAAGGAGCUGUGCAGCGCGCUGAAAAAGGAAAAAGCAGAGGGGGAGAAAAAGCUGUCUUAUAUAUGUGGAGCCGGUCUCAGUGGUAAAACAGUACCUGAACUGGAGAAGACCAUCGGGUUGAUGAAGAAGGUGGUGGAGAGGGUGCAGAGGGAAAAUGAGACACUCAAGAAAUCUGGCGCGCCUGCAAAUCAAGAAAGGUUCUCAGCCCUGGAGCAAGAAAAUGAGAAACUAAAGGGUGACUGUGAGAAACUGAAGAGUCAAAGUGAAGCUGAGCUGACUUCUAAACUUGAGUCUAAAACCAAAGGACUGCAGAGAAUAGUCCUAGAGAAUGAACGUCUACGCAAGGAGAUCAAAAGGGAAAUGGAAGCUGCACAGAGGCUGAGAGAGACCAAGGCAAGUCUGGAAGUGACAAACGAGAAGCUUGAGGCCGAUCUGGAAGAAACCAAGCAAAGACUGCAGGCAGCUCUCUCCAAACCCAUCACAGAAGGAGUGAGCAGUAAGACCUGGAAGGCUUCUGUGGUAACAAGAAUGUUUGAGAACAAGAUGAAGGAGCUGGAGAAAGAGCUCUCCCAGAAGACCUCCAGUCUGUCUGAACUCAAACAGCAGCUGAAGGAGAUGAGAGAGUGCGAGGAGAGAGCUCAGAGAAGCAUCCGGACACUUGAAGAUCAGGUUGACAUGUUGAAGAGUUUUCCUACCACUGCAAAGGGAGGAGGACUCACCAAGGAGUUCCAGGCAAUGAGAUUGAGGAACACUGAGCUGGAGAAGGAGAACACAGAACUGAACCAAAGGCUGGGCGAGUACAGCCAGCGAUACGGUGAAACGUCUUCUACACCAGACCACGCAAAGCUCAAACGCAUCCUGCAUGCAGCCGAAACAGAGAAAACCAAACUUCAGACUGAGGUUAAAAAGCUGAAGAAAGAACUGGAGAACUUCGACCCGACGUUUUUUGAAGAGAUCGAAGACUUAAAAUACAACUACAAUUUAGAGGUGAAGAAGAACAUUCUGCUGGAGGAACAGCUGAAGAAGGUUUGCGAUCAGUUCGGUGUAAAAGCUGAAAUUCCCAAUGUGUCCGUCAGUUAACUCAGGGUUACUGUGCCUUUAAAUGACGUCAGGACUGUUAAAACUACACCAGUUGUCAGCUUGGUCAGUUCUUUUCUACACAUUUCUGCAAGUUGUCUCGUACUGUGUUCACAAAGCAAACUUGACGUCCCGCAGUCGACUGAAACGGUGUCCGUUUAGUACGGAGAAGAAUGAGAACAAGUCCUUGCUGUUGUUGUAUUCGCCAACGCGAACGACCACCGCCCGCUCAGCGAGGGAGGUUUCCCCGUCUGGCCACCUCAGCCCCAGGUGAUGACGAUGAACCUGGAGACAACGGCCAAAAUAAAGAUUCCAGAAGUCCUCUGGAUCAACUCUCCGAGUCUCUUACCUUAAUGAGUGUGCCGUCGUUGCAGUGCCAGACGAUGCCCUCGACUCGGCCCUCUGGACUCUCCUGGAACCAGGAGCACAGCUGCUGGAAGUCUACAGGUGGAGGGUUUCUGAUUGGAACACUGCCGUGUGACACCAGACAGUGGACGGGCUGCUGCUUACUGCCCAGUCCUGUGGGGACAACAUGGCUUCUUAUUCUGGGGAACUGAACAGCCAUGUGUGUCCUUUUAUGGUGUCUGUUUGUUUAUUGUGCUUUUUGGGGGAAAUUUCUGUGACAUUUUAUGGCAAACUUCAGUAUGACUUUUUGUGAUGACAUUUUCAUGGCAUACGAAGUUUUUGUGAAGAUUGUAACCGAUUACAUUCAGUGAUAUAAAGGUGACUGGGUCCGCCCACUUACUGUCAGAAAAAACCUCUGGAGCGUGAAGGUGAAAGCAGAAGAGCAGUGAAAGCUCUUGCAAAAGGAGCACCCAUGCAUUACCAUAAGGGUUUCCGUUGACGUUGGUUCCAAUGAGCUCCAGGGUUUGUUCCAGGAGGACGGCCAACUGGACCGCUGCAACUUCUAGCACGUCUUCAUCUUCUGCACAGGGCCUGAGAACAAGAGCCGCCCGCACGUCACAAUCCACCACGGAGGCAUGCCAGCAGUACUGUUUGUUGUCCUUCUCCACCGGAACCCAGCCUGGACAGAAAGAGCAGGCAGCAUCAUCCACGACGACAGAAACAAACAUUUCCACUCGGACCUGAAUGUUCUGUUAGUUGUUCGUUUGGGUAGGUUUUCGGUUUUUGAUUUUGGUAUUCGGAUAUUCAAUUAAUAUAAUUUUUUAACCCCUCGAGAUUACAAACAUGCUCCAAACCUUUUGGAACAUGCUUCUUAUUCAAUAACAAAUAAAAGAACACGCAAAAAUACUGUAGAAUAACAAAAUCCGUAAAAAUGAAUGCCCUUAAUUAAACCGGAAGACACGUGUUUCAGCGCGAUGCCGUCCAUCUCAGACGAGGCUGGUUCAUGUCAGGGACGCAAGCCAAGCCAGACCCCUACCCGAUUGAGUCGGAACGUAACCCAAACUGAAAAUGAAACACGGUCGUUGGUUCUCUUUACUGGUGUUAAUGUUUGGGAAUUUAAAGUACUGCUACAUUAAAAUCUCCUGCUACUGUGUUCUGCAGUGACACACUUGCAGUAAAACUGAUUUCAUAAUUUCAAAGGCUAUCUUUAUUUAAAUUGAGGUGUGAUGGUUUAACUUCAGGACCUGGAAUGUGUCCAUGUUCAUCGGGCACUGGGAGGUCGUUGUGAUGUUUGACUCUGUGCGCUGGGAUCCACGUCUCUGGCACCGUCUUAAAAUCCUCCUCGACGUUCCACGUGAAACCUGAAAAAAACAACAAAAAUAAACAAGUUUAACCUCCCUGAAGAAAUAAAGCAACCGUCUGACAUGUAAUGUCCACACUAAGAGAUUAAAACAUGUAUUACACUGUCCCGUUUAUUCUGUAUGGUUAUGAUACAGUUUGUAAUGGUUGCAUUGUCACAAUGUAAACUCUUAGUUUGUGGACCAAGAUGAGAGUCCGGAAGUAUGAGCACAUAACACCCAUUCUGCACUCACUACACUGGCUCCCUGUCUCAUUCCGGAUUGACUACAAAGUCCUACUACUCGCACACAAAUGCAUAAAUGGACACGCACCUCCCUACCUACAAGAACUCAUCACUCCCCAAACCUCCACCCGCACCCUCAGAUCUUCAAACAGCUCGCUCCUCCGGGUCCCCAACACCAAGCUCCGCACCAUGGGUGACCGGGCCUUUGGCUCGGCAGCUCCAUGCCUAUGGAACAGUCUCCCUGACCACUAAGGGCAACACAGACACUGGUCUCUUUUAAGACUGGCCUAAAAAACUUUCUAUUCAGGAAGGCGUUUCUGACCUUGUGCUAAAUCACUGUCAGUUAUUUAUUUUGUGUUUCUGUUCAUUCAGUUUUUUUUAUGCUUACUA